AUCAAUUGAGCUCUCGUUGUGUCUGGACAAUCGACGCAGUCCUGCGAUCAUGGCUGCCGGGCACUUAGCACUGAUCGGUUUGCUGUUGGCGCUAGCAUCCGCUCCAGUCUGGAGUGCCGCUGUACCGUGCGAGUCCGAUUCUGGAACCGGGAAUGAUAACAGUGUCACCGAAUGGCAACCUCGAACCCCGGAACAGACCCUGUACGCGUACGUUCGCUGCCUGAACGAUUCUUCGGCCAGUGUCGAAAUGAAGAUCCGUUGGGUACGGUGGCAGCCGGACAAUUCUCCGGAGAGUCAGUGCUACGUCAAGUGUGUCAGUGAGGAGCUCCGCUUGUUCGAUACCGAGGAGCAGCGGUUCCGUCCGGAAAGGUUCGUGCAGCAGGCGGAUGCUUUCUACAAGGCGGAUCCAGCUAAGCUGCAAGCGCUGAAAGUGGAUGCUGAGCCGAUGCUGACAGGAAAGCUGGAAGAGGUUUCGUGUCAAUCGGUGUUUGAAAAGUACGCGAAAUUUUAUGCCACCCACACUGAUACGAUCCUUCGGAUGUUCCAUGGCCAUUAUCAGGAUAUUGGGCACACAUAUCAGCGGCUUGGGGAUCAAGUGAAACAAAUUGGACAAACUUUUGUGGAAUACUGUGAAAAGCGGUAUGGAAGUCGUUGGACUGAGGACAGCAGUUGUCCUUCAGCUGCUUUGCUGGAUUGCAUUUUGCGAGGAUUCCGUUGGAUUACCGAAACAAAUGAAUUGAAUAUCAACGAAGUUCGACGUGACUAUGGCUCUGCUGGCUACAAUGACGAAGCAGAUUUGUGUGAAUCAUCGACGGCGAAUGCUCGUGCAUUCUAUCUCUGUUUGCGAGAUAAAGGUGCCGAGAAGCUGGACAAAGUGAUUAAAGAGCGCAAUCAACGGACAGCAUUCUAUUUUGACGUGGCCUCGCAGGAGGAACCGUGGAAGUCGGCAGUUGAAUUUGCCAAUAAUCUGGUAUAGAAUGAGUUUUUCUGCUCGCGUUGAAGCAUAAAUAAUUACAAGAGUACAUUCCAUGACUAGAAGUCAUUGACUGCUAGAAUAAUACGAAUCCGUUCCGGGUGUGAUAGGAACUGUUGGUGUGCAGUUUGCGCAGUAAUUGUUCUUGUUUGUAAUAAUGCCUUACCAUGUCUCUAGGAUCGAACUACAAAAGUCAACUAUUUGAAUAAUUACAUGUGAAAUUAGAAAUGUAUUUCGAGAUAUUAGACAUGGUAACCUGAAUAGAGCAUUAAUCGAUAGUGGAGGAAAAUUAAAAGACAACAAAUAAAAAAUUAUCAGUACACUAAUUAUUUCAAACCGUACA
Topomyia yanbarensis is the source of this 1316-nucleotide messenger RNA. RefSeq names its product 37 kDa salivary gland allergen Aed a 2-like. Bases 50 to 976 code for a protein of 308 amino acids. The transcript is spliced from 2 exons. Lineage: Eukaryota; Metazoa; Arthropoda; Insecta; Diptera; Culicidae. Gene Ontology annotation, molecular function: odorant binding. The record is from RefSeq and is a predicted model, not a curated record. Gene Ontology annotation, biological process: sensory perception of smell.